CGUUCAACAGGAACAGCUGAUCGACACGUGCGUGAGGCAGGCACCUGCGGCUCCUCACUUUCCUCCAGGAUUUCUUCGAGAUACCUGGCACUCGAGUUGUUUCUUUCCCGCCUGAGGUCCGUUUGAAGUUAUCGGGAGACUGAAAGCACGAGAAGAUAGUUUGUUAGACCUUCAGGAAAAAAUGUUUUGGGGUUUGUCACUUGAUCCAGCCAAGCGCUACGCAAAGGUAGUAGAUGAUGCCUUCCACAUAUCAGCUGCGGUGCUUGACACCACCUCUGUUACAGAUGAUGAAAUCAUUAGGGUCAUGGUAGAAGUGGAAGGCUAUGAAACACUCAUCUGCAAUCUGAGCAAAAAAUUGGGCAUCUUGCAAUGCCCACUGGACUUGCAGUUCAUGGAAGGCAGUCGCAUUGCCUUCUACACUCUGGGAGGCAAGGGUGUUGUCCACCUCUCAGGCUAUGUCAUUCCUGACUUGGAAGAUGAGCUGGAUGAGGAGGAAGAGGUAGAGGAAGAGGAGGAAAAUAGUGAUGAAGAAACCCCAGCACUUGUGCCGAUAAACAAGAAGAGAAAGCAACUGGAAAUCAAAGGGGCAGAUGCAAAGAAAGCAAAAGUGUUGCUUGGUGUAGAUGAGUUUGUAGAUGGCGAAGAGGAUGGGGAUGAUGACGAUGACGAUGAUGAUGAUGAGGAUGAUGAAGAGAGUGAUGAAGAGGGAGAGGAAGAGGAAGAUGAAGAUGAUGAGGAUGACGAUGAGGAUGACGAUGAUGAACCAGAUGAGGAAGAAAAAGAGAUGAUGGAACAAAUGAAAGCUGCUUUAAGUGCGAAGCCAAACAAAAUGAAAAAUGAAAGUCAAGGGGAUAAGACGCCUAAAGGAAAGGCCGAAACUCCCGGCAAUAAAGUGCAAACGCCCAAAGCCAAAGGCGAAAGCACCGAACAGAAAACCCCAAAGGCGAAAGAGAAAGCGAAACAAGGUGCAAAGACUCCCGAGGUAAAGAAAGCGGAGAACAAAACCCCCAAGAAGGAGGCAGUUACCAUGAAUGGGACACCAAAGCAGAAGAAGUCUGAAAACACACCAGCCAAGAUCGAAACUCCUUCUGGAUCUCAGACCCCAAAGACGAUGAAGAUUGGGGGGAUGAAAAUUGAGGAGCUUAAAGUCGGGCAAGGACCAAAGGCUAAACCAGGAAACAUGGUAUUCAUGUACUACGAGGGCAGAUUCCCCAAUGGCAAAAUGUUCGACAAGUGUCAAGGGGGCAAGGGCUUCGGUUUCCGGCUGGGGAGAGGAGAAGUAAUCAAGGGUUGGGAUAUGGCCAUUGUAGGUAUGCAGCCUGGAGGAAAGAGAAAGAUCGUCUGCCCACCUAAAAUGGCGUAUGGUGAGCGAGGAGCACCACCAGACAUCCCACCCAACUCCACUUUAAUCUUUAAUAUAGAACUAAAAUCCCUAAAAUAGAUAAAUAUUAGUUGGCGCAGCACUUUCUUGUGUUAUAGAAAUUUUGGUGCUUUUUAUGUGUUUUUUCAAUCAUUCAUUUCUCCACUUUUUCUUCUGGACCAUUAACGUUUGUUUCUCUUCUAAUUUAAAAGAAAAAGAUCUUUAAUUGUCAUGAUUCAUUAUUAUUAUUGGCUGUUAUUUUUAUUAUUAUUCAUCCAUAUUUUUUCAUUUUACACAUUUUUUGACAUAAACUAUGUAGUUCACGUUAUAUGUAAGAUAGUAGUGUAACAAAUACUAUUCAGGGGAAGCAGUACUACUCAAAGUAGGAAGAGGACAAGUGGAUCAGCUGUCGUACUGCUAGCUCCGUGUGUGGCAUUUUCCUCGCUGCUGGUGUCAUGGAUCCCUGUUUCGAAUGACUUGUUUUGUACUCUAAUUUCCAAAGCGUGGUCAAGUGUCUCGAUGUUACAGUGUUGUUAUUGUAAUCCGUUACAAAUUAGACUGCAUUUAUUCUUUCCGUUUGUGAAGCGAGAACAAAUAUAUUUUGUUAAUUGCAUUUUUUUUUUUUUUUUUUUUUUUUUAGAUGGUCUGAAAGAUUUGUUAUUGUCUGGCGAGUGUGGUGUUGUUUGAAAAUAUUUAACAGAAUGAAUAUAUGGAAGUGGAAUUUGAAUUUGAACAUAGUGAGGAUUAUGACUGGUAUUUUCUCUGUAUUAUUAUUAUUAUUAUUUUUUCAAUUCUGUUUUUUCUUGAUGUUUGAAAGCCCAAAAUAAAGAAUGUAUAACUGUUGAAAAGCAAUGUUAAAUAAACGUUGGAUGUUUUGAAACAUUUCCAUAUUAAUAUGUA
Molecule: messenger RNA, 2260 nt
Organism: Penaeus indicus
Lineage: Eukaryota; Metazoa; Arthropoda; Malacostraca; Decapoda; Penaeidae
Product: 46 kDa FK506-binding nuclear protein-like
Exons: 10
Coding region: 182-1441 (419 amino acids)
Cellular component (GO): chromatin; nucleolus
Molecular function (GO): peptidyl-prolyl cis-trans isomerase activity
Source: RefSeq, a predicted model, not a curated record